Molecule: messenger RNA, 4437 nt
Organism: Nematostella vectensis (starlet sea anemone)
Lineage: Eukaryota; Metazoa; Cnidaria; Anthozoa; Actiniaria; Edwardsiidae
Exons: 6
Coding region: 257-3655 (1132 amino acids)
Molecular function (GO): protein binding
Source: RefSeq, a predicted model, not a curated record
CAGAUAAAAUUACACGGGACUCCUGUGUCAAACUUCGAACUUCUUUCGUUUUACGGUUCCUUGGUUCUUAAAAAAUCAGGGGUUUUAGGUAUUUUAUCUCAAUUUAAGAGUUACCCUGUGUCACUAAACAAUAAUGUAGUUUAAGAAACAUUCUUAGCUCUUCUCCGAAUUGGGGCUUGCAGCCGAAAUGAUGUUCGCGACCCGUUAGAGACGACGAUAAGGGCAGAGUAAUCCGAAGGACAGACAAAGCGAUAUUAUGUUGAAGGAGAGGGAGAAUUUCAUCCAGCUCAUUCUUCUCCUCUGGGGCCCUGGUAAUCAAGUACUCAGGAAGGAAUUCAAGAAAAGGUGGCAGAACAAACAAGGGUCUACCUGGAAUGAUGACCCUGUCUCUGGAAAUCUGCUUCUUUCUGCUGGUGGUCUCAAACUUAAAUUCCAUGAAAAGACAAAGGCACAAGAUGGGGAUAUUGAGAAAUGGGAUCUAUCUCUUUUAACUACAGUCAUGAUGUUUUCCAAGGUUGGGUUUACAGCUCCUGGAUCCUCUGAAUAUUUGGAGCUAAAAAAUCUAAAAGAUGUGAGAGAUAAUUUAGUUGGGCAUUCUGCAGAUGCACACAUUGGUGAGGCUGAGUUCAACAAGAACUGGAAUAAGACAUGCACUGCUUUAAAAGCAUUUGGUCUCGUUCAGAAGGACAUUGAUGAUGUGUUGAAGGAAAUGAAGAAGCCAUGGGAAGAUCUGUUGCCAAUUAUGAAGGAAAUUCUCAAACAAGAGGAGGAAAACAUAUUAAGUGCUAUCACAAAAGUCUCCAUAGAUCUCCGCUCUGAACAUAAAGAGAUCUUACAAGCAGUAAAAGAUAACAAGACUGAAUUGCAAGAGCUCAAACAGCUUGUCAAGUCUCAAAAGAAGAGUGGUACUGAAAGAAGACCAAGUCUCAUGGACAAUUUGCAAAUAGCACAGUUAUUAAGUUUCCCACAAGCUCUCUCCAAACUAGUCUUAUCUACAAGGCAACAGCAGAAUGCAACAAGCCAAGAACUCAUAAGGGGUGUUCAGUUCACUGGGCAAAGCAAUGAGCCACUGCCAGACAGACAACUGCGCAGAAGACGUGACUCAAGUUCGGCAAGGGAGAUAUCAAGCCAAGAAAUCAUCAGGGAUGUUGAGAUUGACAGGGAGAAUAAUAGGCCACUGCCAGAUCAACAAUCGCGAAGAAGACACAACAGAGCUUUGAUAAGACAGGAGAGAGUGGAUGUGGCAAAUGGCUCUCUUUGGGCAAUGUUUAUUGCAUUUUACUAUUUUUGCAUUAGCUCACUGAGAAUGCUCUGGCCAGAACUGAGAUCAUUGCCAGAGUAUUUAAGACAGCAUUACUCUAAUGCUCCCUGGUACGAUAAUAAUGAUACUCUCUUGGUGAAAAUGCGCAUAAAGAGAAAGCGUCAGGGAGGAGAGGAAAUUUUCCCUGUGGAUGAGAUGUUUACAAAAGAUGGUAAAACAUACGACAAGAGAGUUCUAGUGGAAGGAGGGCCGGGUUCGGGCAAGACCACAAUGUGCCAAAGGCUAGUUCAAGAGUGGUGUGAUAAUGAACUUCCGAAAUACUUUCCUCAAAUCAAGUUUGUUUUUCAUCUCAAGGGCCGAGACAUAAGGAGCGCCAGUGUUUUAGACACGAUCAAAGCUAACCUGCAUUUAGAUACCUCAGCAAAUUGGAGAGAAAGGAAAGCAUGGAUGGAUGAGAUCAUAAGCAUGCAGGAACAUGUCUUGAUUAUUUUAGAUGCUUAUGACGAGAUUUUCCCCCCGGAGAUCUAUGGCAUAGAUAGUGAGUGGGAUGAUCUUGUUUCUGGGAAGCUUCUCCCUAAGUGUUACCUCGUUGUAACUUCUAGGGAACACCAGGAUCUUGUUAGAGUGCGUAGACAUUUAGACAAUGUGGUAGAGCUGGUUCCACCAGAAUUGCACGAUUUCAUUUACCGUUUUUUUCCAGGAGAUAGGGUCUUUGCCGACGAGCUCGUAAACCUGGUAACAAGUCUACCUACCUUACGGAAUUAUAUAGGCAGUUCUAUCUUACCAAUGGUAUCAUUCUUUCAUUUUUGUAAAACUCGCAGAUCUAUCUUGAAGCUACCCAUUAACUUGUUUAACUUUUACCAUGAAUUCCUGAGCGGUGGAAAACGAGAUGGAUUCCACGAAGCUCUAGGAGAGAUUGCAUUUAAUGCCCGACGGAAUGACCUCGUAUUUGACGAGUCCAAGUUGGGUCCUGCCCUCCGCACUCGCGCUGAAUCCUCCAAGUUUCUAAAUAAGCUGAGUUCAAGCUGUGACACAGAAAGGCACGCACAGUACAAGUUUAGCCACAUUUCCAUAUUGUGGUACUUUGUUGCAUCUCAUUUUAUUGAGUGCGUAUCAAAGAGAAACUACGCAAAGCUUGGAAAUACGAUAGACGCCCGUGUAUUCCGAAUUCUCGAUGAAUUUGACGUUCUUUCCGAGAUGCGGCUAUCAGCAGACGACACGAUAGUAGCAGCACAGAACCUCAUCUCGCGAACCAGUGGUGAUUUUAGCUUCAUCUUCGCGCUAGUCGAUUGUCUUCGAAGUGAAUUCGAUGUCAAGAGAGUGGCAAACGAGCUAAGAGUAUGUUUACCAAGCCAUCUUACGAUUGAUCUUAGCAAGGAGAGAACUCUUCUAGGUUUUUACUCUACUAUUUUUACUCCCAUCCCUCUUGAUAAUAGCCAAGAGCAGAUAUUGAACAUUAACCAGGCCUCUAUUGUUGGACUUCCUACUCAAAAUAACCUAUGGAGAGCUUUUGACCUAUUUACUAAGCUGAAAACCACCAUAACGGUUCUUCAAUUUGAGAGAUGCAAACCUGUGGAUAUGGGAUAUGUGUUGCGUGCCUUUAUCAGCUCAGACUGCCUUGAACAACUCUACGUAUAUGGUACAUCCGACAAGAGUGUGGAAAGCUUACUUAGAUGUAUUAUACAGCUAAAAUCAUUGCAUAGACUUCAUCUUGAUAGUGUCAAGCUCCCUGACGUUAAAACUACACUAGCCAAGGGAAUUCUAGGCAAUCUUUCAUCUCUCGAGAUCCCAAAUUGUGGAGUCGGCCCGAAUGGUUGUCUCCACUUGGCUAGAGUCAUCGAAAGCAAUCGCACUCUAACGGAUCUUGACAUUUCUUCCAACGGAAUAGGCAGACAAGGCGCGCUUUCCAUUACUCGGAUGCUAGAGAAAAACAAACAACUCAAGCACCUUUGUUUGGCGAGUAACGACAUAAGAGAGGAGGACUGCACACAAAUAGCAAGUGCUUUAGUCUCUGUGAACAAAACUCUAGAGAAACUGGACAUCAGCAACAACAGCAUUGGUGAUCAGGGCGCUUACUCUCUUGCUUAUGACGUCAUUGCACACAGCCAAAACCUGCAUUCCCUGAAAGUAUCGAACUGCGGCCUCUCGCAAUAUGGUAUGCAAUGCUUGUUGACAGCCAUGUCGGACAGUGUCAUUUUGCUUAGCAUGGAAGCUGUUGGCCACUUGGUAAAUGUCGAAGAUAUAGUUCGUCUUCUCAGACGUCGCCGCGACUUGCAGCUGCUGAUGUUGUCAGUGGAUGAGGACAGCAGAAGUCGUGUGAUGAGUGUCGAUGCGUCAGGCGGAUAUUUGAUGUCCGUAGAGGGGAACGUGCUCACUGUGCGGUCAGGCGUGUGAGUAUGCCAACAGAUAAUCUAGAAAUAUCUAAGUCGUACCAAAACCUUCCUAAGGUCACCGAUCAUCGAGUUCAAAAAAUAAAUUCUUAAAAAUCGAUUCGGGAAUAGUUCCAUCCAUAUCCCAUCCUACACCGGUGUCAGUGUCUUCGUACUUUCCAAAAUGUAGCAGAUCUGGCAGAUAAAAAAGUUGCAAGAAUGAAGUAUCGACACAAAAAAUAGAGACAAACUCGAUAUUUUCACAAAGUGAGCUAGCUUCUAGGGAAGAAAAGCACUUAGAAGAAAAAGACUUAGACAUUUAAACCCUACCUUAGUUUAUUUGAAGAAUUGGAGGAGCCUGAAUAUAUAACUCAUAGAUAACAAUUUUCGUGAAUUCGAAUGUUCUUAAAAAUCCUUCACUGACGCGGGUGGGAAGCUUGUGUCGACACCGAUGAUACUAUUUAUGUAGUCUUAUUUUUUUUACCAGGCCUUUUUUUUUGUAAAUACGCUUGGACAAGAGAUCAACUCUGUGCUUUUCCAACAGCCUCACUCUUUUGGCUCAUUUUAUUAAAAACGUAUCCAAUUCCCCCCAUUCCCUCUGGAAUUGGAUUCCGUGCAUUUUCUUUCAUGUUGGGUUACCACAUGGAUUGUUGUCUGGUCCUAGCGUAUACAGCAAGCUUAGCCGUUGUGUUCUUUGUACUUGCGUGUCGUCAAUCUUGAAUAACACAUGUAAAAAGUCUUGAUCGCGGCUGGUCCCUAACAAUAUUAUCUUUUUUAUUUUAUUAAUAAAAUAAUUUCUUAAUAAAA